AUGGAGUCUCAUUUCGACACCAGCUACUACUAUGGCCACGCCGUCACCGCCGCCGCCGCCACCGCCUACGCGCAUUGUGACAGCCACUACAGCUUCCAACAACACUACGACGGCGGCGGCGGCGCCAUGGACGCCUCCGCCGGCUUCCAGCCGUUCUCCACAUACGAUCCUCACACGUAUAGUGGCGACUACUACUACCAUUCAUCCUCAUCUGCAGCCGCCAGCUGGUCGUCGUCCGGCGCCGCCGCACCCUCCAACCACCACCAAAUGCAGCUGCUGCAUUUCGGCGGCGGCAUGGACGACGAACGCUACAGCUACCAAGCCGGCCAUCAGGCGGCCGACGACGACGCGCCGCUGAUCGGGGUGCGGAAGCGGCCGUGGGGCAAGUACGCGGCAGAGAUACGGGACUCCACGCGCAACGGCGAGCGCGUCUGGAUCGGCACCUUCGACACCCCCGAGGCCGCCGCGCUCGCCUACGACCAGGCCGCCUACUCCAUGCGCGGCCCCGCCGCGGUGCUCAACUUCCGCGUCGAGCACGUGCAGGAGUCGCUGCGCGCGCUGGGCCUCACCGCCACCGGCGCCGCCGCGGGGGACUCGCCGGUGAUGGCGCUCAAGCGGCGGCACUGCAUCCGCAAGCGCCAGCCCCGGAGCAAGAAGGCGGACGCCGGCAAGGAACAGACGACGGCGCCGCCGAGCAGCCACGGGCAUGGCAAGCGAAAGCAGGCUGCUGCUCCGGCUGCUUCCGUGCUGGAGCUGGAGGACCUUGGGGCGGAUUACUUGGAGGAGCUGCUCUCGCUCUAUCCGAUCAAUGAGCUAGGGAACCCAUUCAGCGGCGAUCAUCUGUGUCAUCCAUCAUUCACUGACGCCUGA
Molecule: messenger RNA, 870 nt
Organism: Panicum virgatum (switchgrass)
Lineage: Eukaryota; Viridiplantae; Streptophyta; Magnoliopsida; Poales; Poaceae
Product: ethylene-responsive transcription factor 1B-like
Exons: 2
Coding region: 1-870 (289 amino acids)
Biological process (GO): ethylene-activated signaling pathway; regulation of DNA-templated transcription
Molecular function (GO): DNA binding; DNA-binding transcription factor activity
Source: RefSeq, a predicted model, not a curated record